Molecule: messenger RNA, 1698 nt
Organism: Notolabrus celidotus (New Zealand spotty)
Lineage: Eukaryota; Metazoa; Chordata; Actinopteri; Labriformes; Labridae
Gene: eaf1
Product: ELL associated factor 1
Exons: 6
Coding region: 278-1051 (257 amino acids)
Biological process (GO): positive regulation of DNA-templated transcription; regulation of transcription elongation by RNA polymerase II
Cellular component (GO): super elongation complex
Molecular function (GO): transcription elongation factor activity
Source: RefSeq, a predicted model, not a curated record
UCAAAACAAAAAGUAUAAAUCCAAACUUUAACUCAACUUUAGGAGAGUGUUUUAAUAUUAUAACAUCUAUCUUCGGAAACAUUUGACAGCUGGACCAGAACCGGAAGCUCUCGGACAGUGACGUAUCUGAUGUUUUGCUAAAGGUUAGCAUCGGUAAGCUAACUUUGUUUAGUGUCUCUGUUUCUCUCCCUCUCUCCCUGAAGUCUUCAGACUCAGGUCUCCUCCUCUCCUCCUCUCUUUAACUCUGAUGUGAGAUCACCGGGACACGGACAGAGACAUGAACGGGAGCACGAACCCGCUGCUGGACAAAGAGGAACAUGUCCUGAAGCUCGGAGAGAGCUUCGAGAAGAGGCCGAAAUCCUCCUUUCACACCAUCAGAUACGACUUCAAACCGGCGUCCAUCGACACGAGCUGCGAGGGCGAGCUGCAGGUCGGGAAAGGAGAUGAAGUCACCAUCACGUUACCUCACAUCCCGGGCUCCACGCCUCCCAUGACGGUGUUCAAAGGAAACAAGCGUCCGUAUCAGAAGGACUGCGUGCUCAUCAUCAACCACGACACCGGGGAGUUCGUCCUGGAGAAGCUGAGCAGCAGCAUCCAAGUCAAGAAGACAAGGGCGGAGGGCAGCAGUAAGAUCCAGGCCCGCAUCGAGCAGCAGUCGGUUCGAUCCAGUCAGCCCAGCGCUCAGUUCAGGGCCCCCACCAAACCUGGAGCUGGGGUCAAGACCUCCCCGUCCCCUUCUAAAGACAACCCCUCCCCAGAGCCUCAGCUGGAUGACAUCAAGAGAGAGCUGCGUGCAGAGGUGGAGGUGAUCGAGCAGAUGAGCAGCAGCGGCAGCAGCUCGUCUGACUCGGCCAGCGCCUCGGGGAGCGGCGACGACAGCAGCAGCGACGGCGAGCACGACGCCCCUCGACCGCUCAGCCAGACGUCGCCCAACCGGCAGCCCAUCGCCAACGGAGGAGGCGACCGGCAGCAGGGGAACAACCAGCUCAUGAACACACUCCGGAACGAUCUGCAGCUCAGCGAGUCGGGGAGCGACAGUGACGACGACUGAGCCGUGCUCCUCCGUCCUCCCCCUCGCCUCCUCUCCGCCUCUUUUGCUCUGAAGGCCGACUCAGCUGUUACUCCUGGUUUGACUGUGUUUUCUAUUUGAGUUCAGUAUAUCCUUAAAGCUGGCCCGCCUGGAACUUUAAGAGUGUAUUUUUUAUUAGAUGUAUAUUUUGUUUUGUAAAGCAGAACUUUAGAGAACCGACACUUGAACCUGAGAGGUUUGGGAAGAUGAUAUAUUUAGAGUGCACAUUCAUAUUUUCUGUACUUGGAGCAGCUAGUUUCACGUCCUCGUCGUCGUCUGUUUUUAACGGGAGGAUGAGGACAGAUUGUGUUGAAACGUCCUCGUCCUCUCAGCUUGUUCUGUUCAUCAGUGAAGGUCGUUUCUUCUGGACAUGAAUGUUUGACUGCACACGAGCAUCAAAUCAAGACAAAUCCUUUAUUCCAUCAGCGUAUCUAACAUGCAGAGAUCAAAGCGGGCCACAGAAACUCAAAGAUCUCAACCGAGCAUGCAGGGUUUGUGACACGAUCCGAUCUCGCUCCAGUCGUCACGGUUUUUAAAGUUAUAUUUUUGGGGAUUUUUCACCUUUAAUGGAUAGGACAGCUGAAGAGAGACAGGAAGUGUGGGGAGCAGAGAGAGGGGGAGGACAUGCA